This is a messenger RNA of Rhododendron vialii, 1925 nucleotides long. Its product is annotated as magnesium transporter MRS2-I-like. Lineage: Eukaryota; Viridiplantae; Streptophyta; Magnoliopsida; Ericales; Ericaceae. Gene Ontology annotation, cellular component: membrane. The transcript is spliced from 11 exons. Gene Ontology annotation, biological process: transmembrane transport; magnesium ion transport. Bases 314 to 1501 code for a protein of 395 amino acids. Gene Ontology annotation, molecular function: magnesium ion transmembrane transporter activity. The record is from RefSeq and is a predicted model, not a curated record.
CCAACAUGCGUACUUCCCCGAUAGUUCGUGAGGAAAAAGGAAAGAAAAAAGAAGAGAAACAUCAGACUCCAUUCGGACCAUCUCCUUCUCCCUCUCUCUCUCUCUCUCUCUCCAAUUCCCCUUCUCUCUCCGUUAACAAUGUAAUCUCCACGCGAUUAUUCUCCGCAUCAAUAAAAGCCCUAAUUUCGCACUAGGGUUUCUCUCUCUCUACACAUACAACACGUACACACAACACAAAGGCGAAUAUAUAGAUACAUACAUACGGAUACAGACAGAUAGAUACGGGUACAGAGAUUGGGGGGAAUGGUUAGAGAUGGGACGGGAGGGGUACAUCGUCCCGGCAGAGCUGCCGCAGCCUGCGGCCAAGAAGAAGAUAGGAGCGGUGGGGGGUUCGAGGAGCUGGAUUCUGAUGGACGCCGCGGGGGAAGACACUGUUCUCGACGUGGACAAGUACGCCAUCAUGCACCGCGUCCAGAUCCACGCUCGCGACCUCCGCAUCCUCGACCCCCUCCUGUCUUACCCUUCCACCAUCCUCGGACGUGAGAAGGCCAUCGUCCUCAAUCUGGAGCACAUCAAGGCGAUUAUUACUGCUGAAGAGGUGUUGCUUCGAGAUCCUUUGGAUGAUAAUGUUAUCCCUGUGGUUGAGGAACUAAGAAGGCGAUUGCCCCUGUCAAAUGCCAUUCGCGAGGGUCAAGCAGACGGAAAGGAAAUGGGUGGGCAGCAUGACAUUGAUGCUGGUGAAGAAGAUGAGUCUCCAUUUGAAUUCCGGGCCUUGGAGGUGGCUUUGGAAGCCAUUUGUAGUUUUCUUGCUGCUCGUACAACAGAACUGGAGACUGCUGCUUAUCCAGCUUUAGAUGAACUCACUUCUAAGAUCAGUAGCCGUAACUUGGAUCGGGUCCGUAAAUUGAAGAGUGCUAUGACUCGGUUAACUGCUCGAGUUCAAAAGGUGAGAGAUGAGCUUGAACAAUUGCUGGAUGACGACGACGACAUGGCUGAUCUCUACUUGUCUAGAAAAUUGGCUGGUGCAUCUUCACCUGUAAGUGGCUCAGGUGCUUCCAAUUGGUUUCCUGCAUCUCCUACCAUAGGCUCAAAGAUAUCUAGAGCAAGUAGGGCAAGCAUGGCAACAGUUCGGGGAGAUGAGAAUGAUGUUGAGGAGCUUGAAAUGCUACUUGAGGCUUACUUUAUGCAAAUUGAUGGAACGUUGAACAAAUUAACUACGCUGCGUGAAUAUAUCGAUGAUACAGAGGACUACAUUAAUAUUCAGCUUGACAAUCAUCGAAAUCAGCUGAUUCAGCUGGAGCUUUUUCUAAGCUCCGCAACUGUUUGUUUAUCCAUUUAUUCUUUGGUGGCUGGAAUAUUUGGCAUGAAUAUCCCGUAUACAUGGAAUACAGGCCAUGGGUACAUGUUUAAAUGGGUGGUCGGGUUUUCAGGAUUAUUUUGUGCCAUCCUUUUUAUUCUUAUCAUUGCGUAUGCGCGCUACAAGGGUCUAAUUGGAUCUUGAAAUUUAUAAAUGAGGAAGGCCCACCGGAGCGGAUGAAUUAUCACUGGAGUUAAUUGCCAAAUUUGCAAUUCCGUGAGCUCACCAGUUCCUUUCACCUGUUAAAUUUUGCCCUAAAGUCACGUCUACCUAAUUCUCUCGUCCGAAGAAGCUUCAGCAAUCACUGUCACCGUCGUCAAUAUUGGGAAGGCUUCACAAAUCACUGGCGACUGGAUUAACUCUCUCCGGUACCAACACAGAUAAUUGUAAACGAUUUACAGUGUCUCAUUUUGUUCUAAUGUAGUUGAUUUGAGAUACUACUUUUUUACAGUUACGUAAAUCUGGGUCAAUUUCCCGUGUUUGUUUACGUUGUCUUUGUAAUUAGGAAUAAAUAAUUUUGUUCUCUUUAUUUUAGUAUAAACGAAAUAAAUGCAUUGUCGUGGCCUUA